Molecule: messenger RNA, 2490 nt
Organism: Pantherophis guttatus
Lineage: Eukaryota; Metazoa; Chordata; Lepidosauria; Squamata; Colubridae
Gene: ALG12
Product: ALG12 alpha-1,6-mannosyltransferase
Biological process (GO): protein N-linked glycosylation
Cellular component (GO): endoplasmic reticulum membrane
Molecular function (GO): alpha-1,6-mannosyltransferase activity
Source: RefSeq, a predicted model, not a curated record
UUUGCUCAACCAAUACCCUUUCAUUUGGAUUUUAUUACUAUUACCAACAUCCAUCCCAGUUUCUGGGCUAAGGCAUUAACUAAGGAUAACUGCCUAUUAAGAAAGGAAAUAUAAACAGAAACCAUCGUCAUAAUUCUGUAAAAAAUAAUAAUAAUAAUAAACGCACAAAGAGAGAGAAGAAGAUCCUUCCUACAGGAGAUUGAUUUGAAUGGUGGAGAGGAGCCGUUGUUUUCUUCCUCUAUCUCUCUCUUCCAAGGAUCUCACCCCCCAACCCCAAACAACCCGAGGAGUUGCUGCUAGUAAUGAGGAUCCGUUCAAAAACAUUGAAAAGGCCAUGACGCUGCAGGGAAGCCGGGCAGGAGAAGGAGGAACAAGCGCUGCAACGUUUUGGCAACGGGAGAGAAAAGAUUAAGAAGCAAGGCUCACGAAGAAGAAAGAACCCCCCCCUUUUUUUGGGGGGGGGAGAUGGGAGAAGGGAGGAAGGGAUGAGAAAGCCAGGCCAUAAUUGCAAAAAAUAAUAAUAAUAAUAAUAAUAGCUCCCCGAUUCACUGGUGUCGCCUCCUCCCGUGUCAAAUCCGGGCAGCGACAGAAGGAAACGCUGCCUCUUCCUAUCUGAGAAGAACGCUGCCGAAGUAAAAAAAAAAAAAAAAAAAAAAAGGGAAAACGAAAUAAAAGGCGGCGGUGGAACCUUUUGCGGGUGAACCGCGGAACUCUUUCAAAAAAAAAUGAGGAAAAAAAAGAAAAAGGGCGCAGGAGGAGCCUACGGGGACCUUCGGGGCAAGUCGCCGGGCAAGGCGAGUCACGUGACAAAGCCGGCCCCGCCCCCGGGCUCCGAAGGGUGUCACGUGACCCCAGGUCGAGAGAAUCCACGUGGGCGCCUUCCGGGUCAGCGGAGGGGGAGAUGGGACGGAUGCCUCCUGCUGCACUCUGCCAACCGAAAACUGGCCGUGUGGAGGCCCUGCGAGGCUGGUAGAGAUGGGAAUUUUGGAUACAGAAUGGCUGAGAAGAAACCUUCGCAUGGGCAACCAUGGCUGCUACUACUGAUAGUUGCUGUUGCCUUCGUUCACUUAGUUGUGUGCCCAUUUACAAAAGUAGAGGAGAGCUUUAAUCUUCAAGCUAUACAUGACAUUUUGUACGAGAAGCUGGAAUUAGAUAAGUACGAUCAUCAUGAAUUUCCUGGAGUUGUCCCGAGAACAUUCAUUGGUCCAGUUUUUAUUGCUCUUCUUUCCAGUCCAGCCAUCUAUAUAUUGUCCCUUUUACAAAUGUCAAAAUUCUACUCCCAGCUGAUAGUCCGAGGAACCCUAGGCUUGACAGUGAUUUAUGCUCUAUGGCGGCUACACAAAGAAGUGAGAAAACAGUUUGGUUAUACUGUAUCCCUGAUUUUCUGCCUAAUAACAGCUACUCAAUUCCACCUGAUGUUUUACUGCACUCGUACCCUCCCCAACGUAUUUGCGCUGCCUAUUGUUUUACUAGCAGUUACAUCUUGGAUGCAACAAAAGCACCGCUCGUUUAUUUGGUUCUCGGCUUUGGCGAUCAUUGUCUUCAGAGCAGAGCUUUGCAUAUUCCUGGGUCUUAUGCUACUGAUCACUCUAUUGAAUAAAAAACUCUCUGUUAUGAAAACGCUUUUUUAUGCUGCUCCUGCAGGGGCUUUUUGGCUAGGACUCACAGUGGCUGUGGAUUCUGUGUUUUGGAGGCAGCUCUUGUGGCCUGAGGGAAAAGUACUUUGGUAUAACAUUGUCUUAAAUAAAAGCUCCAACUGGGGAACCUCGCCAUUUUUAUGGUAUUUUUACUCUGCCUUGCCUCGCGCUCUGGGUUGCAGUAUUGUAUUUCUACUACUAGGAGCAGUAGACCGAAGAUGUUGGGUAUUAAUUCUACCCUCACUUGGUUUUAUUUUCUUGUAUUCCUUUCUCCCACACAAAGAGCUGCGGUUUAUAAUAUACACAUUUCCAGUUUUGAAUAUAGUGGCUGCCAAAGGCUGCUCUCGAAUUCUAAACAAUUACAAGAAAUCAUGGUUAUACAAAUUAGGCACCCUGUUUGUUAUAGCACACCUCUUUGCUAAUGCUGCUUACUCAGGAGCAUCGCUCUAUGUGUCCCACUUCAAUUACCCUGGAGGGGUUGCUAUGCAAAAACUACACCAGCUGGUACCUCCAACAGCAGAUGUUUCUGUCCACAUUGAUGGGGCUGCGGCACAGACUGGUGUGUCUCGAUUUUUAGAAGUCAAUUUGGAUUGGAAAUAUGACAAAAGGGAAGACCUCAAACCGGGCAACCCACUUAUGUUCUCAUAUACACAUGUACUUAUGGAGAUGAAUUCAGCUCAACUGUCACAUUACAAGACAACUCACAAAGUCCUUGCGCAUAUUCCUGGCACCAGUGGAAUUGGAUUGAAUUUUACUGCACUGCCUCCUAUUACUUUAAACUUGAAAUCCAAACUAGUAUUGUUGGAAAAGCACCCUGUUUCUUUUGGAAAAUAAAAUUUGAACAAGUUUGAAA